Messenger RNA from Eurypyga helias (sunbittern), 1082 nucleotides. RefSeq names its product serologically defined colon cancer antigen 8 homolog. NCBI's taxonomy places the organism in Eukaryota, Metazoa, Chordata, Aves, Eurypygiformes, Eurypygidae. The annotation marks the transcript as partial. The record is from RefSeq and is a predicted model, not a curated record. The transcript is spliced from 8 exons. Gene Ontology annotation, biological process: centrosome cycle; establishment of cell polarity; tube formation. Gene Ontology annotation, cellular component: centriole; centrosome.
GCAAAUACUCAGAACUCCUGGCCUGUAGGUGGUAAUGACUGUAGCAUGCAUCAGCCUGUCACCUCAUCACCAGCACAUAACAAAUAUCAGACUUUUGUUUCAGCAGCCGUUGGAGAAAUAGAAAAAUGGCCUGUAGAACUGGAGAAACUAAAACUUCUUUAUCAAGAAAAAGUCAAUAUCCUUGAUGCUCAAAUACAGUCUCUAAGAAAAGACCUUUCAGAAUCUCAGAAGACAUGCAAAGAUUUGGAAGGAAGGCUAAAACACCACAAGUCACUCGUUUCAGCUGCAAAUUCUAGCCGGGUUGGUGGUCUGUGUCUGAAAUGUGCACAACAUGAGGCAGUUCUUGCACAGACUCAUUCUAAUGUUCACAUGCAGACCAUCGAGAGGGUAACAAAAGAAAGAGAUGACUUGAUGGGUGCACUUGUUUCACUGAGACGAAACAUGAAAGAGAUGCAGCAAAGAGAAUCUAAUGCUUGUGAGCAAGUUAAACAAGCUGUGCAAAUGGCAGAAGAGGCCAAUUUAGAAAAAACAAAGGCUCUAGUCCAGUGUGAGCAGCUGAAAAGCGAGAUGGAACGGCAGAAGAAUCGUCUUGAAAGGGAGUUAGCUUCCCAGCUAAGUAAGAGGGCUGAUGAAAAAGAAGCACUGCGGGAAGAAAUGAAGAAGGAAAGGGAGGACUUGGCAGCAAUGGUGACGGCCAUGUCUGAGAAUGUGGCCAUGUUGGAGGCUCAGGUAGAGAGAAUUACAAGGGAAAAAACCUCUCUAGUUAACCAGUUAGAAGAAUCACAACACCAGCUUGCAUCUCAUGAUAUGGAGAUGAAUAAGGUGUGUGGAGAAAUGCGCUAUCAGUUGAAUCAAACCAAAAUGAAGAAGGAUGAGGCAGAAAAGGAGCUCAGGGAGUACAGAACAAAAACUAUAAGGGAGCUUGAAAUUAAGGACCAGAAAAUAGAAAAACUAGGAUUAGAGCUGAAUGGAAGCAAACAGCGUUUGGAACAAGCCCAGCAGGAUCUGACAGGAGCCAGAGAGGAGUGCCUAAAACUGACAGAACUGCUGAGUAAAUCUGAGCACCAACUGCACCUCACCAG